Molecule: messenger RNA, 6572 nt
Organism: Monopterus albus (swamp eel)
Lineage: Eukaryota; Metazoa; Chordata; Actinopteri; Synbranchiformes; Synbranchidae
Product: leucine-rich repeat-containing protein 52
Exons: 2
Coding region: 354-1331 (325 amino acids)
Cellular component (GO): voltage-gated potassium channel complex
Molecular function (GO): potassium channel activator activity; voltage-gated potassium channel activity; transmembrane transporter binding
Source: RefSeq, a predicted model, not a curated record
CAGUCAUGUAGUGGAACAGAUGACUGUGUUCAUCGUGAGCAGCAAGGCAUAAUGGGAAGUGUGAGCUUUUGCAUUGUGCGAAUAGUAGUCUGAUGUAAGAAACUCGAUAAAUCAAUGAAAUACGAAACAGCAUGAAGCUAUCUGGUUGUUCCAGAAACUGGAUGCGCGAUCCAGAACCCAGCAGUCAGGAUAAACUGAGACAUUACGCGUAAGAGGUUGCCACAGGCAAGCUCUAGGUUUGACCUCUGUGGAAAUCAUUUCUGAGACAAACAACUUAGUCGGAAUGUAUCAAUGAGGAAUGUGACUGCGCCUGACUCUCUCCAAACGGGGUGGAUGAAGCCCUCAGCGGUGUCAUGCGUCUUGCCCCGCAGCCAAGCGCGCGACCCUUGCGUCUAAUAGUUCUGCUCCUUCUCAUCACGGGGGUGGUCGCAUCCCCGGCGCUCUCUUCGGGCUGCCCGGACAGGUGCAUGUGUGAUGACCAGCUGGUGGUUCAAUGCGCCGGGCAGCACCUGACCACCUUCCCGGUCAACUUGCCCCUGGCGACGCGGCAGCUCAUCAUCUCCAACAACCGUAUCGUGGAGCUGCCACCGCUCACGCUCAACUACCUCUCCGAUCUCGUGUACCUUGACUGCAGCAACAACUCCCUGUCGGAGAUAUCUGAGUCAACGUUUGGGAAUCUACGCAAGCUGGCCUACCUGGACCUCUCCUUCAACCAUUUGACCCGAAUCGAAGACAGGACGUUCGGCCCCUUGGCGAGUCUGGUGAUGCUGAGGAUGACGGACAACCCAGGGCUGUCGGAGAUUCAUCCAGACGCCUUUGCGGAGAACGCGGCCCUCCAGGUUCUGGAUGUGAGCCGGAACAACCUGACCGCCCUCAACAUCACAUCCCUGAUCGCGCUGGCCGGUCUGCGCUCUGUGGGGCUCAGCGGGAACCCGUGGAGCUGCGAGUGCAUCAACGAGGACCUCUGCCUGUGGGUCCACCUGGAGGGCUUCAAGUUUCAAGAUGAAGGCCAGACGGUGUGUGGCUCACCCGCUGACAUGCAAGGCCGUCGUCUGAGUGAGGUGGGCAUCCAGUUACGGACGUUAUGCCACCAGACUCUGGGUUCCUGGGACUACCUUUUCUUUGUUGUCAUUGGCUUUGUCAUCUUUGCUGCUGGCACUGUGUCAGCCUGGGUGAUGGGUGUCAUAAUGGUGCUCUAUGAGCGCUACAUCAAGAAGAAAGGUGAACAACAGGAUGUGGACGACGAGGAAGAACCCAGCUCCAAGGGCUGGACCUCACGGGCCAGGAACAGCCACGGCAAUGGGAAUUUAAAAACCUCACAUACUGUGUAAAAGAUGAAUCCUACCCUGCCCACAUGGAUUCCCACAGUGCCUCCUGUCAAUAUCUAGGACUUUGCUGCCCACUCCAGUCAAACUGAGUCUGUUUAACUUGCCCUUCUCAGAAAGAGAAAAGAGAGGAUUCAGCAGUGUGUGGAAAUGUCAUGCCACUCAUUUAUACUUAUUUCAGCUUUCAGGUGAUGUAACACACUCUCUGGCUGCUAUUGUGGAAGUCCCCAUUACUUGGGCAUGCAAAUUUAUGACUUUAUAUACGAUUAGAUUCUGUUUGACUGGGAAAUUGUCAUACCUGCUGACAAAGCAGCCUGUUUCAGUAAAGCUGGUUAUCUUGGAAGCAGCUACCUUGGCUCUGUCAUGAGGUAACAAAAUCUGUGUACCAACACCUCCAGGCUUCUCAAAUUAUAUGCUUUUUGUUUUCUUGGUAGGGAACAAGCAACUUCCUGGAGUCAGCUCCUCCCAGGCAACAAAUAGUCUGCACACAACCCCCAACAAAACAGUGAACUGUCCCUUUAAUUCUUCUUCUUUUAUUCUAUUGUUCUUUUAUUCUUCUUAUUCAGUUGUUGUAUAAAUAAAACAAAUGGUAUGUAUGUUAAAUAGUGAGCUUUAGUUUUAUUUUAGGUCAUUUUGUUAACUUUGGACAGAGCCAUGCUAUCUUUUUCCAGUCUGUAUGCUAAGAUUAGCUAAGCUAACCAGCUGCUGGCUGAAGCCUCAUAUUUAACUGACAGAUCUGAGAGCAUCAUCAAUCUUCACAUCAAACUCUUGGCAAGAGAGUAAAUAAGAGUGUUUCCCAUAAUGUGAAAGUUUCCUUUAACCACAAUCUGGGUCAAAGUAAGAGCAGCAAAGGAGCAGCAGUGCUUAAUAAGGUCCUGCUCAGACCAUCAACUGGGCUUUUCACACACCUAUUUUGAGCUUUACUUACUAUAUUUGGUAAAAGCCACUGUUACUUUUUGUACCCAUAUAGUAGGCUAUUUCCAAAAUUAGCACCGGCAGGAUAAGACCAGAAUCAAAAGACAAGGACUGUUUUUCCCAAGGCUGGAAAACUAGUCAACCAUAUUAUGCUAUUUUUCCUAUGUGUAAUAUUACGAAAUGGAUACAGCUGCUAUGUGACGAUCUAUUUCUAGACCCUGCUUACACAGCAUUGCUUGCACACAAACAAAUUUUCCUCCAUGCAUAGUCACAAAAUUGACACAGCUUCACAGCCUCUACAUACGUAACAUUGAAAACAGUGGUAUUUCUAUAGACAGGUAUGAAAAGAGAGGAUCACAUGCUUUUGUGCAGUGUGUUUAUGCCUGUGCAGAUGUGUGAAAAAUGUACAAAUGCAAUGCCCUACCUGCAGCCACAGAGGUGUCUGAUAUAGCUCUAUGAGUGACUGAGCUUUUGCACAUAAGAGUUUGUCAAUCUGCUUCAGAAGAGCAGCAAGUUGAGAGUCAGAAUGUUCCGGCUGCUGAGGUCUGUUUGAGCAAGUAAACAGGAGCAGGAUAAUUGACUUCAUCCUUUCUUUGUUGGGCUACUGGUUUGAGUGCAGCGUCCUGUCUGUUUCUGCCUGCACUGUUGAUGCACCCCAAAGUCUUAUGUGUGUGUGUGUGUGUGUGUGUUAAUCUUUGUGAUUGACUAGUUAAUUGAAAUAAGCAAGGAAACUGAAUUUUCCACAAUUUACAAAAGACCCUAAAUAUAUUAUGUCAAGUGUUUUGUGAAAAAUGUGGAAACAUUUAAAUGUAUUAGUAAGUGGAUUACAGUCAUAUUUGUUUUUGAAUUGAUUUAUGCAGGGAAUGUCAUGGUUGGUACAGUGGUCAGAACUGUAGCCUCACAACAAGAAGGUUGUGGGUGUGAAUCUCUUGGCCGACCGGGGCCUGUCUGUGUGGAGUUUGCAUGUUCUCCUUUGUGCCUGCGUGGGUUUCCCCCCGGGUACUCCAGCUUCCUCCCACAGUCCAAAAACAUGCAGGCUAGGUUGAAUGGUGACCGCUGGUGUGAGUGUGGAAGGCUGUCUGUCUCUGUGUGUCAGCCCUGUGAUAGACUGGUGACAUGUUCAGGAUGGAUGGAUGAUUUCUUCAGCCUAGACCCUGUCCUGACAAUUUCACAGCAGUAAGACGGGUACUGCUAUCAGGAAGAACAGCAGUUUCAUUUCAGCCCACACUGGCAAAUAUCACUAAACUAUGAGAUCAAUGUCUAUUGUGUUUGAGGUUUUGCCUCCAGUUUUCAACAUCCUAGAUCAUAAACCCAGCUCACAAUCGUAUCCUUUUUGCUUAGAGUUAUCUCACUGUCCCGCUUCAUUCACCCCAACAUCGACUGUUAUUAGCUUAGGAAGGAGCAGGAGGGAACCACAUUCUUGUUGGGAAAAUCAAUAGGUGGUUACUCCAGUAUGUUCUCCUCUGUGUUGAACUUUGCAAAGUAAAAGAGAUCUUUUUCACUGAAAACAGUUUCACAUGUUACAGUGAGAAAAGCACAGGUGUAAAUGGUAAAACUGAUGGUGUCUGAAUUCCAUGCAGCUACUUUAGUUUCGGGGUCCUAGUAUUGUGCAUGCUGGCUCACUGUCACAUAAACAUGGCUUGCUUGGACACCUGAAAAGAAUCUUCAUUAUACGUGUGCUUUUUCAACUACAAGUCAAAAUGUUUGACCUUACAAGCAUCUGUUAUGUUGGUAUUAUGUGAUUUUGCCCAUUAAACUGUGCACACUUGGUUGUGAGAAGUGAGGCAGUAGCAGUGCUACCAAAUGUAACUGUGAAGAACUGGAUUUUUCAGCAUGUGGUCUAUGUAUCAGAAUGGUCAUUCUGCAAUCCACUUUUGUCUUUCUGUAAUGUCAUCUGCAGUGCUGCUGAGAAACCUUUCCUCACAUUAUUUACCAGCACUCACAUUUGCAUAUUAGGGAGAUUUGUCCAAAAUGAGCUAACUGGCAAAACUAAUGCAGCAACAGUACAAUAAUAAUACACCAUUGUACACCACUGAUAUAAAAUGCUGGGGAAUGAACCUUGUGUGUGCGCAUUACGUGUGUGUUUGUGUACACUCUGUCAUCAUAUAAAGGAGUGAUUGUGACUUAUAGCAGUAUGAAUAUCUAAGCAUGUACAGAUGUACUGACCUAAGCAGACUUACUGGUACAGCAUAUGUAACGCGAUGCCAACAGUGUCGAUCCAAGGUAGUGACUCAUGUACUGUACCAGUAAGUUGCCUCUGAACAUCUCAACCACUGGUUGCUCUCAUGUACUGUUUCCUACAGUAUAUACAAAAUGCAUUGCAUCAUACAGUAUGCAUGUCUACCAAGGUGUGUGUAUUAAACUCUCAUUUUUAUCUAUAUAAGACACAUGCAUAUACCAUAUCUCGGCUACGAGGGUGUUUUACAUUCUGCUAAGCAAACUGAUUAAGCCGUGUGAUGCCAUAGGCAAGGGUGAGGGUGCAGCCUGGAAACAGGAGAGCUGGCUGCUCUAAUUCAUGUCAGCACAGUGACACAGAUGGAAUAACAAGGAAUAGCCACAUCUCCAUUGCUUAAUAAAGAUGUAUGUAGGUGCUGCUCUUUUGUAGGCCACCACCUGGCUUUGAAAACUGAUUGUUCCAUGGAGGUCUUGUAUCACAGCCAAAUAUGCUGUUAACAGCAUAUACUAAAUGAUGUACAGUACUAAGUGGAUGGGCUGAAUUGCACUAUCCUGCACUUUUUACACCCCCACAUUGCACACUCACCCCAUAUUUAGGCUCAUGUAUGCAUGUGCUCAGACACACAGACAAUAGCUUCAGUUCUGCCUCUGACUCCAACUCAGAUCAUCUCUUAUUACAGCCACUGUGUAAAACAUUAGAAUAAGUGCUCUAUGUUCACAAAACACUACAUUACAGGCACUAACCAAAAUGGCAUCAUCAUGGCCACAUCAUCUAAACAACAAAAUCAAACAUUUGUAAGAGUUAGGAAUUUGGGGAAAUAUUAGCUUUCAUGCUGAGACCAAGGUGAGAAGACCAAUACCAGUCUUUAUACUAAGCUAAGCUGAGCGGCUACUGACUGUAGCUUUGUAUUAAGCACACGAGACAGGCAUCGAUCUUCUCUACCUCAACAAGAAAACAAAUAACUGUAUUUCCCAUAAUGCUGAACUACUCCUUAUAGUUGACAUAUGGUACUAAUGGGGAUAUCAAUGUGCUUGAGAAUGAACGUUUGUUUGUUUCUAUGUGUCCUGUCAUUAAUCAGCCAGGCAGAGAUAACAAUGGUCAGGAUGUGCUUCAGGACAGAGCUGCACUCAGCUGGCUAUGGUCACUUCAACAGCGUAGCUGUGACUGUGAGCCAAUUCAGUUAACUGAUGAGGAAAUGCAAACAGCUUUUGGACACAGACGCUCCUACAGUCUUAUUUCCUUCCUCAGCUCAUAUGUUUUUGACCCGUUGUGGUUAUCUACUGAGCUGAAGGGAACUGGCUACUGUAAAUUGUCCACAGAUGGGAGAUGUGACAUCAAGGAUAAGCGGCUCUAGCCAACCGUAACAGGCCUCUGACACAGCUAUAUUAAACAAACAUGCUGACUCACAUACAUACACAGGCACAAACAAGCAAAAUGGGAAAAACUCCUUUAGUCAUGGAGCAGUGGACGACUCACCCUAAAGUUGGAAAAGAGGAUAUGUUUGCGGUGACUGGUGCUUGGAAACUGGAUGACUGUAUUUCAGUUAUUUCAUAAACAUUUCAUCAUUAAUCACUGGCUCAGAUGAACGACAGCAUCAAAUUGCACCAGUGACAGCACCCCGUACUGCUGCACUAAGCUGCAACAUGACAGGCACUGGAGCCGAGACAUGAAAGAACUGCUGUGACUUAUAUUAAGUUAAAUAUAUUUCUGAUGCUUACAACUGUAAACAUAUAAACUGUGUAUAAUGAGUACUCCUGUUUUGUACUCAUGCUUUAACGAUCUGUCAUUUCAUAUUUAGACCAUAGUGAAGCGCAGAGAAGGGGAAACACAUACAAAACACCUGGGUUUCAUUAUGAACUUUUCAGUUUUCUUCAGCUUCAUUUCUCUCUCUCUCAUUAUCACCAUAAGUUUUCUGUCAGCUGGGGUUUAUUUCAAAUUGCUGAAAUAUUAGUUCAAUCUUGUGUUACAUUUUCAGUUGGACUUGAUAUUGACAAGCACUGCUUAGCCCUCCACUGGGAAUGUGGCUAUUGGUUGAUGGUAAGUAAGCCCCUGUUCCCACUGGCAGAGAGGAGGAUGCUGUUACAUAUCUACACACAGGCUCAGGGGCCUGCCAACUCUCUAUCCUUCCCCAGAAAUAAAAGGUUAUUUGAGAAGAG